Salvelinus sp. IW2-2015 is the source of this 978-nucleotide messenger RNA. Its product is annotated as trinucleotide repeat-containing gene 6B protein-like. Gene Ontology annotation, cellular component: P-body; nucleoplasm. Gene Ontology annotation, biological process: miRNA-mediated post-transcriptional gene silencing; positive regulation of nuclear-transcribed mRNA poly(A) tail shortening. NCBI's taxonomy places the organism in Eukaryota, Metazoa, Chordata, Actinopteri, Salmoniformes, Salmonidae. Gene Ontology annotation, molecular function: nucleic acid binding. The record is from RefSeq and is a predicted model, not a curated record.
CACACACACACACAUCAUCCUCAGGACAACAGAGACAACCACAUGCAUGUGCACACAAACCAUCACUUUUCCUUCACAUAUCCCCCUCUACCACACAAGUCAUCCCUAACCCAUGUCCCUCUGUUGUUCCCUCCUGCAGAUUGACGGCUCCACACUCCGUACCAUCUGUAUGCAGCAUGGCCCCCUGCUGACCUUUCACCUCGGCCUGACCCAGGGCAGCGCUCUGAUUCGCUACAGCACCCCACAGGAAGCAGCAAAGGCCCAGAGCGCACUACACAUGUGUGUCCUGGGCAAUACCACCAUUUUGGCCAAGUUUGUGAGCGAAGAGGAGGUCGCUCGCUAUUUUGCACAUUCCCAGGCGGGAGGAGCAGGGUCCAGCGGAGCAGCCGGGGCCCCAGGGUCCAGCGGAGGCCAGGGGGGCCCCACAGGGACAGGCGCCAUGGGGGCCAACAGCAGCGGGGAGAGGGAACGAGACAGAACCAGAGAAGGAGAGGGAUCUGCCCCUGGAGGAGGAGGUAACGGAGGGGGAGGAGGCAGCUCGGGGCCCGUCAGCUCUGGCUGGCAGAGUUUAGACGGUACAGGAGGCUCACUGGAUCCUACCCCCACCCAGGGGCCCGGCCUGAGUAUGUUUGCCCAGUGGAGCAGCAACGGUUCUGGGGGAGGAGGGGUGGCUGGGGGUGUAGAGCCCGGCAGACAGGGUUUGUGGGGAGGGAUGGGGGGUGGAGGGUACCCCAGCAGUAGUAUGUGGGGGUCCCCUGCCAUAGAGGAUCCACACCAGAUGGGGAGUCCUGCUGCUCUGCUGCCUGGAGACCUGCUAGGAGGAGGGGCUGAUUCUAUCUGAAUGACCACACCUAAUACAUGAACGCAUACAUUACGAAAAAACAUGCACUUACACAACUUCUCCCACACACACUCAGUGGCCAGUAUAUUAGGUACACCCAUCUAGUACCGGGUCAAACCCCCCCUUUGCCUCCAGAA